This is a messenger RNA of Lachancea meyersii CBS 8951, 1215 nucleotides long. Lineage: Eukaryota; Fungi; Ascomycota; Saccharomycetes; Saccharomycetales; Saccharomycetaceae. The record is from the annotation of a GenBank genome assembly.
AUGAGCGCGGUAGCAGUUAGCGAAGUGUCUCUGAACACACACGAGAGUGGUAUCAAGCCUUAUUUCGACCAGAAAGUACAAGAAAUAGAGCUAAAAAUUAGGGCUAAAACCCAGAACCUGAGACGUCUGGAAGCACAGCGAAAUGCGCUGAACGAUAAAGUGCGGUUUAUAAAGGAUGAACUGCGGCUAUUGCAAGAACCCGGAUCGUACGUGGGUGAAGUGGUCAAGGUGGUGUCGGACAAGAAAGUGCUGGUGAAGAUCCAGCCAGAGGGCAAAUACAUCGUGGACAUCGCCAAAGACAUCAAUGUGAAGGAUCUCAAGGCAUCACAGCGCGUGUGUCUGAAGAGUGACUCGUACGCACUACAUAAGAUCCUGGAGAACAAAGUGGACCCACUGGUGUCGCUCAUGAUGGUCGAGAAAGUGCCAGAUUCGACCUACGACAUGGUGGGUGGUCUAACAAAACAGAUCAAGGAGAUCAAGGAGGUCAUCGAACUGCCCGUAAAACACCCAGAACUGUUUGAGAGUCUGGGAAUCGCACAACCCAAGGGUGUCAUUCUGUACGGACCUCCUGGUACCGGUAAAACCUUACUGGCGCGAGCCGUGGCACACCACACAGACUGCAAGUUCAUCAGGGUGAGCGGAGCGGAGCUGGUUCAGAAGUAUAUUGGUGAGGGUUCGCGUAUGGUGAGAGAGCUGUUUAUCAUGGCCCGCGAACACGCGCCAUCGAUCAUUUUCAUGGACGAAAUCGAUUCUAUCGGGUCUAGUCGUGUGGAGGGCAGCUCUGGUGGCGAUUCCGAGGUGCAAAGAACCAUGCUGGAAUUGCUGAACCAGCUGGACGGCUUUGAGACCUCCAAGGACAUUAAGAUCAUCAUGGCCACCAAUAGACUCGAUAUUCUAGACCCUGCGUUGUUGAGACCCGGGAGAAUUGACCGUAAAAUCGAGUUCCCACCUCCUACGGUAGCUGCUAGAGCCGAGAUCUUGCGCAUCCACUCUCGCAAAAUGAACCUGACCCGUGGCAUCAACCUGCGCAAGAUCGCCGAAAAGAUGAACGGGUGUUCCGGUGCUGACGUCAAGGGUGUGUGUACGGAAGCAGGGAUGUACGCGUUGCGCGAGCGUAGAAUUCACGUCACGCAGGAGGACUUUGAGCUUGCUGUGGGCAAGGUAAUGAACAAGAACGACGAAACUGCAAUUUCUGCUGCCAAGCUCUUUAAGUGA